UUCCAUGCGUGAUUAAAAUUAUUAAGUAGGAACUUGACUGGAUCAUUUGUUUAAAAUUUGAUGUAAUCUGGGUUGCCUAAUAGCCAUAUUUAAAAUGAUUGCCGGAGUAUGACGGCAACAUUGCCAUUGACGUCAAAAGAACCAUAACCUCGUGCAACCUUUGGACUGAUCUGUUUUGUAAAUACGUUAGUGACAAGAGAAAAGUGUCUUUAAAAUGGCUUUACAAUCGGGCAUAAAAACACUGCAGCUCUCGAAAGUUUUAUGCAGAAAUUACGCUUCUGCAGGAAAACUAGUCGAUGUGGCCGUCAACGAUAAAACUGGGGUUGCGACUGUUACAAUGCAAAGACUCCCGGUAAACAGUUUAAAUUUAGACCUUCUGAAUGAUUUAUCUACGACAUUUACACAUCUGGAAAACAACAAAUGUAGAGGAAUGAUUUUAACAUCCGCAUCGAACUCAGUUUUCUCAGCAGGUCUGGAUAUCAUGGAAAUGUAUAAACCAGAUCCAGAUAGAGUCAGAAGUUUCUGGACUACCCUCCAAGAAAUGUGGAUCAAGUUGUAUGGCUCUGCAUAUCCAACUGUAGCUGUGAUUAAUGGACAUUCACCUGCAGGAGGAUGUCUCAUAUCUAUGUCAUGUGAAUAUAGGAUUAUGUUACCAAAGUUUACAAUUGGUUUGAAUGAAACGCAAUUGGGCAUUGUUGCACCCACUUGGUUUGCAGCCACCAUGAAAAAUACCAUUGGAACUAGACAAACUGAGUUGGCUUUAACACAAGGUAGACUAUUUUCAACAGAUGAAGCAUUACAGAUUGGUAUGGUUGAUGAGGUGGCACAAACCAAAGAAGAAGGAUUAAGUAAGGCUGAACAAUUUUUAAAUAAAUUUGCUAGGAUUUCUCCAAUGGCUAGAUUUGCUUCCAAACAAGUGGUUCGAGGCAAGGACAUUCAAAAUUUGGCCAAAAACAGAGAGCAAGAUUUAAAUGCUUUUAUUGAUGUUGUUACUUUAGAUAAAGUUCAACAAGGUUUGCAAAUGUACAUUGAAUCUUUGAAAAAGAAGAAGGCUUAGAGUUGAUAAUUACUUGUGUAGAUUGUUUAUGUUUGCUUUUUUACUUUUAUAUAUGAAGAAGGUUUAAUUUAAUUUUAAUUUCUUGCAUUGAUUGUUGAUUGAAUAUAUAUUUAUAUAUUUACCUUAAUAAAGAAAAUGAAAAAACA
This is a messenger RNA of Aethina tumida (small hive beetle), 1203 nucleotides long. RefSeq names its product enoyl-CoA delta isomerase 1, mitochondrial-like. NCBI's taxonomy places the organism in Eukaryota, Metazoa, Arthropoda, Insecta, Coleoptera, Nitidulidae. Gene Ontology annotation, molecular function: enoyl-CoA hydratase activity. The record is from RefSeq and is a predicted model, not a curated record. The transcript has a single exon. Bases 215 to 1057 code for a protein of 280 amino acids. Gene Ontology annotation, cellular component: mitochondrion. Gene Ontology annotation, biological process: fatty acid beta-oxidation.